Topomyia yanbarensis is the source of this 2712-nucleotide messenger RNA. RefSeq lists its product as uncharacterized. The record is from RefSeq and is a predicted model, not a curated record. The coding region runs from base 1 to 2712 and encodes 903 amino acids. The transcript has a single exon. NCBI's taxonomy places the organism in Eukaryota, Metazoa, Arthropoda, Insecta, Diptera, Culicidae.
AUGCCACCCAAAGAGGAGAAAGUGUUGGGAGACCGGCUUGUCCAGCGCAAUGGAUUGCUGGCAAUUCGUGAUGCUUUGGAGAAGUUUAUCAUUCGGUACGAUCCUGCACGUGAUGCUUUUCAGUUGAGUGUUCGUAUAGAGUCGCUGGAUAGGGCUUAUGCGCAGUUCAUGGAGGCGCAGGAUGCAAUUGAAAGACUGGACAAGGAGGAGUUUCUGGCAUCACACCUGGCGGAACGUGUCGAUUUCGAGCAGCGAUACUGCGCAGCGAAAGGCUUUCUACUCUCCAAGGUUCCUGUAGAAGCGAACAACUCAGCUUUGAACACAUCCAUGAUGGCAAAUCAACACACUUUCUCGACAGGAUUCCACCUCCGUCUUCCAAAGAUCGACCUACCGAGAUUUGAUGGCGAUUUCUCACGUUGGUUGUCAUUUCGAGACACCUUUACGUCCAUGGUUCAUUCCAAUGGGGACAUACCAACGGUCGCCAAGCUUCAGUACCUUCUACAAUCGCUUGAAGGGGACGCAAAGAAGCCGUUCGAAUCAGUUGACGUCGAAGCCGACAACUAUGCAUCAACAUGGGACGCCCUACACAAAAGGUACGACAAUCGUCGUUUUCUCAAACGUCAGCUGUUUAGGACACUCUACGAGCUGCCAGCGGUCAAGCAGGAAUCUGCUAAGCGCAUCCACAGUCUGGUCGACGAUUUUCAGCGCCAUGUACGGGCGUUGGCGAAAUUGGAUGAACCUGUGGAGCAUUGGGAUACGCCGCUGGUGAACAUGCUGUCGUACAAGCUGGACCAAUCCACAUUGCGAGCAUGGGAGGAGAAAACAAGUAGCCAGGACGAUGUCAAGUACGAGGAACUGGUUGAGUUCCUGUACCAGCGGGUACGCGUCCUCAAUUCUGUCGGGCCAGACACGCAGCAACCGGCACCUCCAAAGGUGGCCGGCCCCCCGAGUUGGAAGGGCACGAAGGUGAAGUUCGCAGCUAACGCAGCUGCUACGCCCAACCAAGAUUCUCCAUGUCAGUUAGCAUGUUCAGACAGCCACUCCCUCCGCAACUGCCCAGUGUUCCUAGGAAAGGAUGUCCGCCAGCGCCGAGAGCUGGUUUCGCAAAAACGGUUGUGUUGGAACUGUCUGAGCUUCGGUCACCCAGCCAGGAAGUGUGUAUCGAAGUUUACGUGUCGUACGUGCCACGAAAGACAUCAUUCCCUAUUACACGAUUCCUCUCCAUCCAGGGUGUCGUCGAGUCCUGCCAUUACGGGAUCAUCACAACAAUCUCCACCGGUUCAACAGCCGCAUUCGUCCAGUUCGGGUUCUGCUCCACCGCAGGUCAGCAUGGCGGUCCAAACCGCAUGCAGUAUGGUUCUACUGGAAACGGUUGUUCUCAACGUUGUUGAUGAUCAUGGCAGGGAACACAAGGCUCGUGCUCUACUCGACUCGGCGUCAAUGUCCAAUUUCAUCUCCGGUCAGUUAGCGAAGGUUCUCCUCAGCCGUCGCACCAAGGUGGACAUUUCGGUCGCAGGAAUCGGUCUCUCAACGCAAAGGGUGAAAAAUGCCAUCACCGCCUCCAUUGAAUCGAGAACUCAGCCAUUCUCCACUAAGCUCGAGUUUCUCAUUCUGAAGCAGCCAUCCGCAGAGCUGCCGACCAUGCCGGUCGAUACGUCGGCGUGGAAAUUCCCGCAGGUUGGAUUAGCAGAUCCACAGUUCCACGUCCCAGGAAGGAUUGACCUCGUCAUCGGAAGUGAGGCCUUCUGGGAACUUCGCACCGGUAGGAAGAUCUCGCUCGGUAACGGUCUUCCGUGGGUAGUCGAAACACCAUUCGGAUGGGCGGUCUCUGGUUCCGCGUCCAAUGGAUCUACCUGCAUUCCCCGGAUCUGCAAUCUCUCCAUUACCAAUGAAGAUUUGGAAGCCGCACUUCAGAAGUUUUGGGAGUUAGAAGCGAUUUCCACUGGGCCUGCACACUCACCCGAAGAAAAUCGCUGUGAAGAGUUAUACUCCAGUACAGUCAAGCGUGAUUCGACUGGAAGGUACGUCGUACGUCUUCCUCACAACGAAGAUCCAGAAGUCUUCCUGGGGGCCUCUAGAGCCAUCGCAGAACGCCGUUUUUACAGUCUGGAGCGCCGUUUGCAACGAGAUCCUGCAAUCAAGGAAUCGUAUCAUCGUUUCAUGGACGAGUACCUACAGCUCGGUCACAUGAGAAGGCUUGACGAGCCUGUAGAUGACGUGAAGUCUCACUGUUAUCUCCCACAUCAUCCCGUGUUCAAGGAGUCGAGCACUACUACGAAAGUUAGGGUCGUUUUCGACGCGUCCUGCAAGACGGCGUCAGGAUAUUCGCUAAACGACACGCUGUUGGUCGGACCCGUAGUUCAGCAAGAUCUACUCUCCAUCGUGAUGAGAUUUCGGACACAUCACGUCGCUCUGGUUGCGGACAUCGAGAAGAUGUACCGGCAAGUAUUCGUGCAUCCUGAAGAUCAGCCGUUUCAGCGAAUUCUUUGGCGCACGGGCCCUGAUGAACCCAUCGCUACGUACGAACUGCAGACAGUAACGUACGGAACAGCGAGCGCUCCGUACCUAGCAACGCGUACUCUGCAGCAGAUUGCACAGGAUACCAAGCAGUCGUAUCCAAUCGCGAGUGGACCAGUUACGGAAGACUUCUACGUCGACGAUUUUCUUUCUGGGGCGCCGGACGUAGAAUCCGCCAUUAAAGCUGCGUCGUGA